Messenger RNA from Quercus lobata, 2327 nucleotides. RefSeq names its product arginine decarboxylase-like. The transcript is spliced from 4 exons. Gene Ontology annotation, molecular function: catalytic activity. The record is from RefSeq and is a predicted model, not a curated record. The coding region runs from base 56 to 1717 and encodes 553 amino acids. NCBI's taxonomy places the organism in Eukaryota, Viridiplantae, Streptophyta, Magnoliopsida, Fagales, Fagaceae.
CUCUCUCUCUCUUUAACGCACCAAUACUGAGUCACUGACCAUUACAUACCAUAUAAUGCUUUCUUCCUACCCAACCUCAUUGGACUUUAGUUUUCAUUUGGGUUUCUUCAGAAGACCAAGACUUUGUCAUUCUCUGGAAGGAAGCUUCUCAAAGUCAGGAAAUAAGCAGUACAAGGGCACUUUUAUAGCAUACAACAACUCAGUCACAAAGGAUAAUCUUCUGAUUUCCCACCCUCCAGUAGCCAAGCAAGAAAGCCCUCCUCCUUUGGUCAGUGCAUUGAAAGCUUCAGCUGAACAAAAUGUUGCUAGUUUUCACUUCCCUGGGCAUAACAGAGGACGUGCUGCUCCAUCUUCAUUAACUCAACUGAUUGGUUCAAGACCAUUUCAUCAUGAUUUGCCUGAGCUUCCAGAGCUCGACAACCUCUUUUCUCCAGGGGGGCCAAUUUUAGAUGCACAGAGACUAGCAGCCAAACUAUUCGGAUCAUCAGAGACAUGGUUUCUUGUUGGAGGUACCACUUGUGGAAUUCAAGCAGCAAUAAUGGCUACUUGUUCUCCUGGAGAAUUUCUAAUUCUUCCUCGUAAUUCCCAUAUAUCAGCUAUAUCUGCCAUGGUGUUAUCUGGUGCACAACCUAAGUAUAUCAUACCCCAGUAUGAUUUUGAUUGGGACAUUGCUGGCGGUGUGACUUCAUCACAGGUAAAGGAAGCAAUCAAGGAAUUGGAGAUGGAAGGUCAAAAAGCUGCUGCGGUUUUUGUCACUUCCCCUACUUAUCACGGUAUAUGCAGCAACUUGACCGAGAUUUGCCAGCUGUGUCAUUCUCAUGAAAUUCCUGUGAUUGUGGAUGAGGCUCAUGGGGCACAUCUAGGAUUCCAUCCGCAGCUUCCUAAUUCGGCCCUCAAGCAAGGAGCUGAUCUGGCUGUACAGUCCACUCACAAAGUUCUAUGCUCUCUUACACAGUCAUCAAUGCUACACAUAUCAGGGAAUAUUGUAGAUAGGGAACGAAUCUGUAGGUGUCUCCAAGCUCUUCAAAGCACUAGCCCUAGUUAUUUGCUUUUAGCAUCAUUAGAUGCCGCUAGAGCUCAAUUAAGUGAAAACCCAGACACUAUAUUCAACAAAGCAGUGGAAUUGGCCUACGAAGCAAAAUACUUGAUCCAACAAAUACCAGGCAUUUCAGUGCUUGACUUUGCAAGCUUUUCUAACUUUCCAGUCAUUGAUCCUUUGCGACUUACUAUUGGUUUUUCGCAGCUGGGUUUGUCUGGUUAUGAAGCAGAUGAGAUCUUAUGUAGAGAUCAUGGGAUCAUCUGUGAACUUCUAGGGACCCAAUCAAUUACUUUUGCAAUUAAUCUUGGAACUAGUAGAGACCAUAUUCAGAGACUUGUAUUAGGAAUAGAGCGUCUAGUAGCAACUUCUGCACCAAUUCAUGGAAAUAAAGGGAGGGUGGAGCAUAGUGGUUAUACACUCUUUGCAGAUAUCAGCAUGAGCAUGACUCCUAGAGACGCCUUUUUUGCAAGUAAAAAGAAAGUGAGCAUAAGAGAGAGCCUCGGGAAAGUUUGUGGGGAGCUUGUCUGUCCAUAUCCACCAGGGGUACCAGUUAUGAUCCCUGGUGAGGUUAUUACAGAGAAAGCUUUGGACCAUCUGCUGGAUGUUAGAAGCAAGGGUGCUGUUAUUACUGGAGCUUCUGAUCCUUCUCUCUGUUCCAUAGUAGUCUGUGAUGUGUAGUUCAUUCCUAGAGAUGUUAGCAUCUUGCUGCUUAGUCCUUAUUUUCAGCUGAAGGUAGUGGCAAGGUGCAUGAAAUGGGAACUGAGUGUAGCUUAUAUGUACAUACCCACCACAGAUAACAGUGAAAAUGAUUCUUUUCUUCAAUGGAAUAUUGGCCAUGAUUUUUACAGCAUGAUCCAAGACCGUCGGCAAGAAAUCAAACUAGAAUAUAGAAAUGAAGUCUGUUUACAGAGCAAAUUUGUUGCAUGCGAAGCAUUUGUAACUUAGUCUUUCAGUAUGUGCAAAAUCUGCUCUGGGCGAGGACUACUUGAAGUUGAUCCAUUUUCUCUUCAUUAAUGGCCACUUACCGAAUUUCCCCUCAAACUAGAAACUUGCUCAGACCCAUUACAUGACAAUGGUAUCAUUAGCCGAAGAAGACCCUGGCCAAUCCACGUGGCCUGCUUGACGAACGUCAGCGACGGAGACAUCGUAAAUUGGUCCGUGGGUAUCGCGAUAAGUCCUCUGUCCUAUUUAAAUCAUCUAUGUGAGCUUUUAAUCACUUGACUAAGUAGACUGACUUGGUAGUCAUGUAAUUUGUUUAAAUGACUGAAUGGAUCAUGUUAUUAAACUA